GAGGCAACGCGCAAUUUUUAAAUGUUAGCUGGCCUGACUGGACAGUUACUGGGUCGCUCUACCACCGAGGUUCUCCAGGCUUGUCCUGCAUACUUUCUUUUUAUUUUUUAAUUGCACCCUUGCCAUCAUCUUUUCCCUGCGGUUUUUUAGUUGUUUUUAAUUCACACCACGGUGUUUCAUGAACGAUGGCAGACUGGAAGUCCCAGAUAACUUACAACUAUAACCCUUCAUACCAUGCCUAUGCCUACGGCCUCAUGUACCAACCCGGGUCUGAGCAGAAUCAGGGGAACCUUGGCACCUGGGGAGAACCUGGAGAUGUGGGCAAUUACAAUCCUGGGGUAACACAGGCCUAUUACUCCACCAGGACCCGGGAAGAGUCUCCGCCUCGCAGUCCAGAGGACCAGGUCGUGAACGGCCAUUGUCACUACCAGGGUUCAGGGGUCGUGUACCUUGGAGACUCACAGACGAGCCGGCUAAUCUUGGCCGGGCAACACCGGGCUGCCUACGAUGUACGGGAACACGAAGCAAGGCGUGCCGGCUGCGAUUCAACCAGUGACUCCGAAGCGCACACCUCACCAGAUUCAUGGAGUUCUAGCAGCAGAGAAGGAAGUCUUCCCCAGUCAGACCGGUCAGACCCCGUGGCUUGGGCAAAGAAAGAAGUUGAUGAUGAGACUAGCAGCAGAAGCCCUGAUGCAAGUGAGGAUAUUUCCAGCUCUCUCAUGGAGGAGUCAAGGACCUUUGUCAUUAAAGAAAACCACAGCACCAACAACACUGCCUCUUUACAUGCACCGAUAGUCGCCGCCCCAAAGUGUCCAAGCACUAGUGCUACAAAUACCCCUAAAGGAAAAGUCCGGGCAGCCUUCUCAGAGAGCCAGAUGAAUACUCUUGUUCAGCGCUUCAGUUUGCAGAGGUACCUUACCCCAGCUGAGAUGAAGAACCUAGCAGAAAUGACAGGUCUGACAUACAAACAGGUUAAGACAUGGUUUCAGAAUCGAAGAAUGAAGUUAAGGAGGCACCAGAAGGACAACGGCUGGGCUUCAGAGCGCUACACCGCCAACAAGGAAAGCCCAGUACAUGCACCCAUCUUCCACAACAUGCCUCCACAUCUCCCACCUUAUCAAGGAGAAGGCCGACCCCAGCUCAAGGAACAUUACAAUCAGCACAUUAUGGAAGCAGCAUUCAAGAAGACUGCUCCCCAGAACCUGGCCUUCUAUUUGGCUGCUAUGAGCUCUACAGCUGGGUCUGCUGGCUACCCCUCCUGGUCCUCUGGCUCAUCCCAGGCUGGAAUGCCUACCAAGCCCCAGGGGACUGGCUGGUCCAUGCCGCCGGGUGUUGGUCAUUAUGAAUUCAACCACAGUGCAUUCAACUCAGCCUCUGCAAAUAACGCUGGACACGACACCAGCUUUGAAGGAAAAGAUGGGGAGCCUGUCAAUGUCCGCAGCUGCAUCACAUCAGCCAUAGUGAAGAAUGUCAGCCAGUAGUAUAAGCUGAUUGUGUGCAUUUCUGUAUAUGUUACCCAACAGUCAUGUUUAUAUUUUUCUAUUCAAGUUUCCUGACUGCAGUUUGUAAUUAGCUGAGGUGCCUUUUGUCAGGUUGGUUGUACAUAGGCCUUGUUCAUACUUCCUGUUUGACUUUUUAUCUGAAGUUCUAUUUUUAUAUUCAACUAUUUAAUGUAUGUCAGUGUGCUCUUUGCGCUUGGUGAUGCAAGAUGUGUCCAAGUUACACGCAUUCUUGUGUUGCGUUAUUUUUUUAAAACUGUUUUAAGCCAGAGUACUGAUACACAUCUUAUGUGCACACUGUUCCAUGAAUUUUUUUUGUAUAAUUACAGGUUCACUUCAACAACUGGAGUUUUUGCAAGUUUCUGGGUUUUACAGAAGGCAUGAUACUGUGGUAAUAUUCAUUUAUGCAUCAACUUCAUCCCAAUUGUUCGAGGGAUAAAUUGUGUGACAAUACAUGGAAAUCACUGAUAAGGUUGUGGCAAAGUGAGAAACAUUUUGCAAUCAAGCAGUUAAGAGUAUUGGUGCAGUUUGUCAAAUUUGCAAUAAACAUAGCCAAAGGUUCUACUCAGA
Molecule: messenger RNA, 2069 nt
Organism: Labrus bergylta (ballan wrasse)
Lineage: Eukaryota; Metazoa; Chordata; Actinopteri; Labriformes; Labridae
Gene: nanog
Product: nanog homeobox
Biological process (GO): regulation of transcription by RNA polymerase II; cell differentiation
Cellular component (GO): nucleus
Molecular function (GO): DNA-binding transcription factor activity, RNA polymerase II-specific; RNA polymerase II cis-regulatory region sequence-specific DNA binding
Source: RefSeq, a predicted model, not a curated record